AUGUCUGACGAGAACGCGAACGGUACCCCCGGCGAGCAGGCUGCUGCCAACUCGGAACACCUCAACAUCAAAGUCACCGACAAUAACAACGAGGUCUUCUUUAAGAUCAAGCGCACUACAAAGCUUGAGAAGCUGAUGACCGCCUUUUGCGAACGCCAGGGCAAGACCACAAGCUCUGUCCGAUUCCUCUUUGAUGGGACGCGAGUUCAGCCCACAGACACACCGGAUGCGGUUCGUUAUGCCUUUGUCCACCAUACGCCUCUCGAGAUGCAAGACGGCGAUACCCUCGAGGUGCACCAGGAACAGGUCGGAGGAUCUUCACUUUAA
Messenger RNA from Fusarium poae, 327 nucleotides. RefSeq lists its product as uncharacterized. The transcript is spliced from 2 exons. Gene Ontology annotation, cellular component: septin ring; nucleus. Gene Ontology annotation, molecular function: protein tag activity; ubiquitin-like protein ligase binding. Lineage: Eukaryota; Fungi; Ascomycota; Sordariomycetes; Hypocreales; Nectriaceae. The record is from RefSeq and is a predicted model, not a curated record. Bases 1 to 327 code for a protein of 108 amino acids. Gene Ontology annotation, biological process: protein sumoylation.